GCACGGAGCAUUGUUUUAUUUUUAUUUAUCUACCUUAACUCCUGGAUACUCCCUCCAAUUCAUCCUUCAAUUACCAGGGUACAGUCAGAAAUGUCCUUCAAAGGCAUCUGCAACUGCGGAAACAUCCAGGUCUCGCUGGACCAGCAGCCAGAGGUUACUUUAAUUUGCCAUUGCCGCAAUUGUACCAAGGCUGGUGGUGGUCCCUUCUCGAUAAACUAUGCCGUCGAAGACUCCACCGCCAACAUCAAUGAUCCGCACGCAAGUUUAAAGAUCUACGAGGAUGCAAACACGGAUAGUGGGAAUCGCAUUCAGCGCCAAUUCUGCGGAAACUGCGGUAGCCCUAUCCUAAGCAAAAGCCCCAAGUAUCCCAGGAUGUCGAUUUUCAAGGCCAUGUUGUUUGAGGAACUGUCGCCGCCUAGUAUGGAGGUUUUUACGGGGUCGAGAGUUGGUUUUUUGGAGCCAAUUGAAGGGGCGGAGCAGGGUUGA
Molecule: messenger RNA, 486 nt
Organism: Aspergillus ruber CBS 135680
Lineage: Eukaryota; Fungi; Ascomycota; Eurotiomycetes; Eurotiales; Aspergillaceae
Product: GFA family protein
Exons: 4
Coding region: 91-486 (131 amino acids)
Molecular function (GO): carbon-sulfur lyase activity
Source: RefSeq, a predicted model, not a curated record